AUGAGACAACGACAUUGGUUGGAGACGGUAAAGGAUUAUGAUUGUGAAAUUCAUUAUCAUCCCGGGAAAGCCAACAUAGUUGCAGAUGCACUGAGCAGAAAGGAAGAAUAUUCACCUAUUCGGGUGCAGUCGAUGCAGUUAGUAGUGACCUCGGGUUUACUUGAUCGAAUCAAAGAGGCGCAAACUGAAGCUGUAAAAGAAGAAAAUUUAAAAAAGGAAAGAAUAGUGGGUCAGCUUAAAGACUUAAAAGAAAAUAGGAAGGGAUUAAAAACCCGUUUUGAUCGAAUCUGGGUUCCAAACACUUGCAAUGUUAAAACUCUUCUUCUUGAUGAAGCCCACAAGUCCCGCUAUUUUUUUCAUCUGGGAGCUACCAAGAUGUACAAAGACUUGAAACAAAAUUAUUGGAGGCCCGGAAUGAAGCGAGACAUCACAAACUACCAUUCCAGUAUCGGAAUGGCACCAUAUGAAAUGCUUUACGGCAGAAAGUGUCGAACCCUGGUAUGUUGGGGUGAUGUGGGUCCACGAGAAUUAGCUCACAAAGAUAUAGUCAGUAUCACUAAUGAAAAGAUUGAAGUGAUUCGGGCUCAUUUAAAAGCUGCUCAAGAUCGGCAGAAGUCUUACGCGGAAAAAAGACGAACGCCAAUCGAGUUCCAGGUUGGUGAUAUGGUUAUGCUUAAAGUAUCUCCGUGGAAAGGCGUUAUCCGAUUCCGAAAACGGGGAAAAUUAAGUCCAAGAUUUAUUGGACCAUUCAAGAUCGUAGAGCGUGUGGCUGAUGAAACGGCUUAUAUAAGCUAUGACGACAUUGAAGUUGAUGAUAAAUUGAAUUAUGUCGUAAAGCCUAUCGAAAUUCUUGAUCGAAAGGUUAAAAGCUUAAGACAUAAAGAAAUCAACCAAGUUAAAGUUAAAUGGGAACAUCGAAGGGAUCAGACACCACUUGGGGGUCCGAAGAAGAGAUGA
Molecule: messenger RNA, 957 nt
Organism: Helianthus annuus (common sunflower)
Lineage: Eukaryota; Viridiplantae; Streptophyta; Magnoliopsida; Asterales; Asteraceae
Exons: 3
Coding region: 1-957 (318 amino acids)
Source: RefSeq, a predicted model, not a curated record